Magnolia sinica is the source of this 1817-nucleotide messenger RNA. RefSeq lists its product as uncharacterized. Lineage: Eukaryota; Viridiplantae; Streptophyta; Magnoliopsida; Magnoliales; Magnoliaceae. The transcript is spliced from 2 exons. Bases 762 to 1286 code for a protein of 174 amino acids. The record is from RefSeq and is a predicted model, not a curated record.
UUCAGCCGAUUUUCUCAGAGAGAGGUUCGAAUUUCUAGGGUUUUUCUGGGGAUUUGGAUACGCAGAUCGCCGGUUAGGGAUUCGAAUUUUUCGAAGAGGAGGGGGAGUUAGGGUUUCGGAGGUUUUGAUUCGAAGCGUUUUGGUGAUUUUCAGGAGCUUUUUUUGGGUGAUUUUGAGGAAUUUGAUUUUCAGGAAGAGGAAGGUGGGAUUUCGAUGGCAUUCAAGUGAUUUUUGUGGAAUUUAGUGACAAGGAAUGAAAAGGGAUAAGGAUUUUUUACGAGAAACUUCUGUUUUCUGCUGAUUUUGGUAGUUUGGAUUCGAUCCCAUGUUUUGAUCUUUUGUGGAUUUAUUUAAAGAUUUUUGAUACUUUUAUCUUUAUUAAAGCUGUCUGAUGUGUUUUUAUUAAAAAAGCAGCUGUUUUUAGUACGAUUUGCUAGAAUUCAAGCUUUUGGGCAGUGAUUUUUAGGCCGAGCGGAAUUUAUUGGAAUUAAAUUCGUUUUUUUUUUUUUUUUUUCAUUUGAUUGUUCGGCCAAACGACUCCUCAUUUACAUCAUCCAAGUUGGAUUUUUGAGGAUUUGGGUUUUCGACAACAGUGAUUCCUGGAACGGACGGGAAAAGUACUGAACACGCUCCUUUUGGUUUUCUAUACUGGAAAUAAUCUCAAUUCUAUUUUGUAAAUUGUUAUUGCUGGAUUCGGCUGUUGGGUGAAUUUUAUCAUACAUCUCGAUAUCUUUGCGCGCUAUUGCUUUGAUUGGGAAGAAAUGGCUUUGGCCUUUCCGCGCCUUUCUUGGUGGUUGUGGGGUGGAAAAGAUCACGAGUCCACUGCUCCCACGGGUCCUGUCUUAAACGCGUCAUCGGAUUUUGGCUUGGGUUUGCGGGAGCCGGACUAUGUGAAGUUCCCUCCGGUUAAGGGAACGAAGAUGCACUCCACGUCGAGGAGAGUUAAGCGGAAGUGGCAGAGCCGGGAAGAACGGAGAAUUGACAGGGAAUAUGACCUUGUCCUGGUGCCAUCAGAUGGCGGGUGUUUGUCGGGGUCAGAGUCGGAUGAUUCUGAUUGGUCGAUAGGGUGGUUGGAGCCGCACGCUCCUGAUUUCCAGAGUGAUGAUGAGUCGGAGAGCAGCUUUGCGGUGCUUGUCCCGUGCUAUGGCCGUGGUCGUGGUGAGCUGGUGGAGAAUUCGAAGAACCAGCUGUUGGGUGCCAUCAUUUCAGCAAACCUCCAGAAUGGGUACUCUGCUGAUAGCGAGAAGUAUAUGGAAGAGUGGCUCUCUUCUCUCCAGAACAGCUGAGGUCGAAGACCAUUCGAUCAUCAGCUUGGCCUUCUUUAUUGAAAUGGUUCUGUUUCUCGUCCGUCGAAGAUCCUAAGAUGAUGUAAUAACAUGUGCAAAAACCCAAAAAAAGAAAAGAAAUAAAAGAAAAAUGAAGCUAAAGAGAGCGAGAUCUGGACUCGUCAAUCUCAGCCGGAAGGCGGCAAUUGCAAUGCAAGUGAAGAUCAGCUCUGAAUCUGAUUUCUGGAGUGAUGAUCCGAAUGCGGUUCUAAGAUAAAAGAAGGGUUUGAAAAAAAAAAAGAGAGAGAAGAAGGUACCCGUGCAGUCCUUAUUCCCAUUCUAUCUUCUCCAUCACUUUCCUCCCAGAAGAGUUGUAGGGUUUGGAUUGACAACAUCAUAUAUCCAACGACAAUGAAUGUCAGAGGAUCAUGCUUGCAAUUCUUUGUGUAAAUAACCCUGUGCAUAUGGAAACAUAUUUGCUUAAUUUUACAGUGUAAAUAACUCUUUUUUCUUCAUCAUGAAAGGGUGGCCCACCUGUUUAUAUUUGGCCAA